Molecule: messenger RNA, 744 nt
Organism: Fonsecaea pedrosoi CBS 271.37
Lineage: Eukaryota; Fungi; Ascomycota; Eurotiomycetes; Chaetothyriales; Herpotrichiellaceae
Exons: 6
Coding region: 1-744 (247 amino acids)
Biological process (GO): nucleosome assembly
Cellular component (GO): nucleosome
Molecular function (GO): structural constituent of chromatin; DNA binding
Source: RefSeq, a predicted model, not a curated record
AUGGUUGCACCCGGACCAAGGAAAGUCGUCAAAGACCCAAAGGACAAGAAGCCUGCUGCCGCACCCGCUCAUGCCUCAUACAAAGAUAUGAUCAAGGAAGCCAUCCUGAACCUUAAGGAACGCAAUGGUAGCAGCCGACAAGCCAUCAAGAAGUAUGUCAAGGCAAACAACAACAUCACUGUCACCUCCGAGACGCAGUUCGAUUCUCUUUUCAACAAGGCAUUGAAGACUGGUGUCGAGAAGGGUGAUUUCCAACAGCCCAAGGGUCCCUCGGGUCCAGUGAAGCUGGCAAAGAAGGAAGCCAAGCCUGCUGAGAAGAAGGCCGUCAAGGUUCGUCGCACUGUGCUCAUUGUCGGCCCUAGUCUCCUAACACCUGUGAAGAAGGAGAAGGCCCCCAAGGAAGCCAAAGAGGCCAAAGAGGCCAAACCCAAGGCUCCCAAGACCAAGACUGUCGCUAAACCCAAGACGGCCGCCACCAAAGCAAAGAAAGCCGCUGCUCCGAAGAAGGCCGCCACCGCCGCUAAGCCCAAGGCCAACACUGCUACUAAGAGAGCACCCAAGACCAAGACAAAGGCCGAGGCACCGGCACCUGCUGUUACCGAUGCUCCCCCGGCCUUGAAGAAGACCAAGUCAGGACGAGUGACCAAGCCAAAGACCACCACAGCCACCAAGAAGGCCGCCCCGAAGAAAGCUGCCACAACGAAGAAAGCCGCCGCGCCCAAGGCCUCAGCGGCAGCGGCCUAA